CCCCCCCAGGAAACAAGACUAAAUAACUUCUGUCAUUUCCUUAUAUAGAAAAUCCAUAUUGAUUUAAGAAUUUUUAGAUAUUUGUACUUGAAAUAAGAAAAAAUACUCAGUAAGAAAAGCAUUUUUGCAACGUGAAUGAACGAAUGAAGUAUUUAAACAUCUCCUGGGCUUUAAAAAGGAUGAGGAAACCGAAAGAAACUCUGGGUUUACCGAAGAAAACCUGCUCCUGACCAGGUUAGUUUCACAGAGUAAAGAGUGAGUUACCAUGGUAACUGACUCUGAGUAUAUAAGUUAUCUCCUUUUUAGAAACGGGCUUGACUUACCCUGUUUUCUCCGGUUGACAUACCUCCCAUUCUGAAACGGAAAACCCAGAGUAUCCUAAUUUCAGGGUUAACUUACUCAGAGUUCUCACUUAACCUCCUUUCUGAUAUGGGCCCCAGUCCAGCGGUAUCUUAUGAUUUUACACAGUAUGCACUCGUUUAGUUAGAGGGGCGGGCCUUUACAGUAUUGGCCAAUAGGCAUUGAGAAUAUUCCAACAAUGGGUGGGUCCUAGAAGUUUUGAGCCAACCAUUGGUUUAGAGUGGUUGAUAGGCAUUUCAAUUGGCCAGUCUUGACAUAGUUAUGACUCACAUACACGAGGCAUGCAUAGGUGUGUAUUUUAUUAUAUGAAUUUAUUUUGGAAAUAUUUGCUGUUUGGUUGACUAUGACAAACAAAUCUUUCAAAACAUUUAAUUGUAUAAAAUAGUAUCAAACCUGUUCUUUAUGUACUUGUUGCUCUCAACCGUCCGUUGUUUUAUAUAUGUAUUGUAUUGUCUGAAUAUAAAAAGGCGUGUAAGUUACCUGGGGAAAAUUUGUCCAGAUGUCAGCGUCAUUUCAUAUAAGAACUGGAUAUUUUCUACCGGCUUCCAAAUGACGUCCAGCUCCCUAAUAAGGCCCAAUAUAAAAACAAACACAUAUUAAUAGUAACGUUAUAUUUUUUUCGAUUGCUUUCUUGGCUCUAAUGCUUUUUAUUUACUUUAGCCUAUUUUUACAAUACAUAAAACAACAACAGCUAAACAAACAAAUAUUUCAGUAAGUUUUAGUUGAUCUGUAAAACUCGUAUAGCCUAUGUAUCACAGUUAUUAUGGAAUAUUAACAAGUCUCUUAGUAAAACCCUCUCUAAUUGGUCAAGAACUCAUGGCGUCAUAGUCCAUAUCCUCCAAUCAGUCUGUCUAAUUCUAGGACGUGUUAUACAGGGUGCUAAAAGCUCCGCUGAUAAUGGCCAAAUAUACCUGACCAGAACAGCUGUCAUAGAGAUUUUUAACCAUAUUUAUUCUCGUCGUUAUUAUAUUAGCUACAUCCAGUGUCGUGUCCAUCAGCGGUUGAUUUGUUGGGAUCGUUUGACCGGACAGGAUCAUCUGAAGCGAGGAGCCGUCCUGGGCGUGUUUGCUGUAAGGUUAUGCGUGGACAACAGUGCCACAACACACACAAGCUAAGAUCAGUGUAUUUUCUGUGCAUGGCCCUUGGUGUGGGAGCACCAUGAGCGGGGAGCCUGAUGCCUUGGCUGUGGUGAAUCAGCUGAGGGACUUAGCUGCUGACCCCCUCAACAGGCGAGCUAUUGUUGAAGAUCAAGGCUGCUUGCCAGGCCUCAUUCUCUUCCUCGACCACCCCAAUCCACAAGUCGUCUACUCUGCGCUAUUGGCGGUGCGCUACCUGGCAGAAUGCCGCGCCAACAGGGAGAAGAUGAAGGGCGAGCUGGGAAUGAUGCUGAGCCUGCAGAACGUCAUGCAGAAGGGCACGUCGCCAGGCGAGACAAAGCUACUAGCCUCUGAGAUCUAUGAGAUCCUGCAGAACUCCAGCAGCACGGAGGCUGAACAGGCGGAAGCGGGCGCCUCGUGCCGAAGAAAAGCCCAGUUUUUCCUGGGCUCCACGAACAAACGGGCCAAAACAGUGGUGCUUCAGAUCGACGGGCUUGAUGAUUCGACUCGGAGGAGUCUUUGUGAAGAGGCACUGCUAAAGAUCAAAGGAGUCAUCAGCUUUACCUUCCAGAUGGCUGUGAAGAGAUGUGUGGUGAGGAUCCGUUCGGACCUGAAGGCCGAGGCCUUGGGAACUGCUAUAGCUUCAACCAAAGUCAUGAAGGCACAGCAGGUAGUGAAGAGGGAAGACGGAUCGGAGCUUGUAAUCCCAUUCCAAGAGGACUCGGAUGUGGUGGUCGAGCAGAACGUAAAUUUGCCGGAUUAUUUGCCUGAGGACGAGAGCCCGUCUCAGGAGCAGCACAAGGCUGUGACGCGACUGGGCUCCGUGCAAGAUGGCGUGAGCUGGCUAAGCACGGCCGCCAACUUCCUGUCCCGCUCAUUUUACUGGUGACCCGACGACUCCCCGCAUGCCCCACCUCUUUACAGCCUGCCCUCGACACGCCAGACUGCCGAGCGCAUCUCGCAAUAAACUUAUAACUGUGUUCCAACUUUUAAAAAAAUGCCACGACAGGCGGCUGUAAAUGGUACGCGAUCCAACCUGCUCCCAAACUCACAUUAACGCUGCAUACGCACUACACGAGACACUAAAACCUGAGAGCAACCGGGAGAAGUUCACAGAAAGAGUUUUGUGUGUAUCUGCUCUCUCUUACUCACCUUUGUUUUUGUUUUGUUUUUUGUUUUUUGGUUGGGAGAAAGUUUUUAAACGAUUUGCCCCAGAUACUCCUUGUGGGUUUGUGUCUGUUGAGACUAAACAACACCCCGGGGUUUCGCCGGGUGGGUCGUACCUUUUGCAGUUUUCUACAUUUCUAUGAAUUUGGGUGUUUUCUGAUGUGUUCUAACCCUUCAUCUCAGCUUUCUUGUACAUUUUUAAACAACUUUUUUUGUUUUCAAUUAUUUGAGAAUCAUAAUGUUACUAUUCAUCAGCACUUUUCAAAGCAUGCCUUUUUUUGAACCCUUUUCCUUCUGUGUGUGCCUUUGCUACAUAGCUUGUUGAUGCGAUUCAUUUUCACGGUUUUAAAUCCUCUUUAUUUGCUUCGACUGAACUUCUAAAGCUUUCUCAAGAUGCGAUUUUUAGGUUUGAAAUGUGUAGUGAUGGUUCCGAUUUCACAUGAU
This is a messenger RNA of Megalobrama amblycephala (Wuchang bream), 3068 nucleotides long. RefSeq names its product armadillo repeat containing 1 (gene armc1). Gene Ontology annotation, molecular function: metal ion binding; protein binding. NCBI's taxonomy places the organism in Eukaryota, Metazoa, Chordata, Actinopteri, Cypriniformes, Xenocyprididae. The record is from RefSeq and is a predicted model, not a curated record. The transcript is spliced from 7 exons. The coding region runs from base 1519 to 2346 and encodes 275 amino acids.